Molecule: messenger RNA, 843 nt
Organism: Oncorhynchus keta (chum salmon)
Lineage: Eukaryota; Metazoa; Chordata; Actinopteri; Salmoniformes; Salmonidae
Product: protein qua-1-like
Exons: 1
Coding region: 1-843 (280 amino acids)
Source: RefSeq, a predicted model, not a curated record
AUGGGGACGGGGGGGACGGGAGACGGGGGGACGGGAGACGGGAGACGGGAGACGGGGGGGGAUGGGGGACGGGGGGGGGGGACGGGGGGAUGGGGGACGGUUGACGGAGACGGGGACGGGGGACGGGGGACGGGGGGGGAUGGGGGACGGUUGACGGGAGACGGGGACGGGAGACGGGGACAGGAGACGGGGACGGGGGGCGGGAGACGGGGCACGGGGACGGGAGACGGGGACGGGGACGGGAGACGGGGGACGGGAGACGGAGGACGGGAGAUGGGGGACGGGGGACGGGAGACGGGGCACGGGGGACGGGAGACGGGGGGACGGGAGACGGGGGACGGGAGACGGGGGGAUGGGGGACGGGGGGGAGACGGGAGACGGGGGAUGGGGGACGGGGAGACAGGGGACGGGAGAGGGGGGGGAUGGGGGACGGGGGGACGGGGGGGAGACGGGAGACGAGGGACGGGGGACGGGAGACGGGGCACGGGGACGGAGACGGGGGACGGGGGGACGGGAGACGGGCGAUGGGAGACGGCGAUGGGGGACGGGAGACGGGGGACGGGGGACGGGAGACGGGGGGAUGGGGGACGGGAGACGGGGGACGGGAGACGGGGGACGGGAGACGGGGGACGGGGACGGGAGACGGGGACGGGAGACGGGGGGAUGGGGGGAGACGUGAGACGGGGGCGUGAGACGGGAGACGGGGGACGGGAGACGGGGGGACGGGGACGGGAGAGGGGGACGGGGAGGAGACGUGAGACGGGGGACGUGAGACGGGGGACGGGAGACGGGGGACGGGAGACGGGGGACGGGGGACGGGGAGGGGCUGUGGAACCCUCCUGA